UCAGGUAAAAAGAUCCAAGAAAAAUGUCUUGGAAUUGUCUCCCUUGUGUCUCCUGCUAGGCUUUGCUGCCUCUGUGCAGUGAUCAUUGUCCUCACUGUGAUUGCACCUUUUGUUUUUUUGUCAGGGAGAGAAGAAAACCCGGCCAUUGUGAGCCCUGAAGCUGGGAAUGUUACCUGCCCAAAAGACUGGAUUGCAUUUGGACGUAAAUGUUUUUAUUUGUCUGAAAACACAAGUAACUGGAGAUCCAGCCAGACCUCCUGCAUGGAGCAGGUGGCCCAUCUAACUCACUUUGACAAUCUGGAGGAGCUGGAUUUCCUGAAUAGAACAUAUGGGCAUUCUGCUGCGUGGAUCGGACUGCACAGAGAGUCAUCAGAGCAGCCUUGGAUGUGGACAGACAACACUGAAUAUAACAACUUGACACUCAUCCGAGGAGUUGGAAACCAUGCCUACCUGAGUGACAGAGGGAUCAGCAGUAGCAGGGACUACAUACCUAGGAUGUGGAUUUGUAGCAAGCCCAAAUCUAUACUUUAGUAGAUUCACAGCUUGUGUAGAGAGUGUGUCAAAGUCAUCAUGAGAGAUCUGUAACAUAUCAUCUAUAGUUACAGCAUUUUUUUAUCUUAAAUAAAUAUAACAAGCAAUUCAUAUUCUGUGGUGACAUCAUUGGUGAAAAUUAUCACAGACGUCUAUACUUACGGGUACUUGAGAGAGUAUGGGUGAUUCUAAAUUAAGUAAGUGUUUUGCUAUGGGUUGGCCAUAUGAAUUACAAACACAUCAGUAUUAGUGACCCCCACAUUUAUGGCCAGACAAUGAAAUUUUUUUCAUUAGCUUUUCCUUUGAAUGACAGGUACUGUUAAAAUUGAAGAGAGGAGCUGGGCAGUGGUGGCAGAUGCUUUUAAUCCCAGCACUUGGGAGGCAGAGGCAGGUGGAUUGCUGUGAGUUUGAGGCCAGCCUAGUCUAAAGAACAAGAGCCAGGACAGGCUCCAAAGCUACACACAGAAAUCCUUUCUCAACCCCCCCUCAAAACAAACAAACAAACAAACAAACAAACAAACAAACAGUGACAGGAUUGAGUCAAGAUGGGUGAAACACAGGGCUCCUGUAGAGGGCUAGAGGGAGACAGAGGAGUGGAGUCUCUCCUGUACUCUCUCCCCAUGGCCCUGGGAAUCCUGCAGCAGGCUGCACCAGAGGUCUGUAGUCACCAAGGAGGAGCCUCAGACAUGGAUGCCACAGCUGCUGCAACCCAAGCCAGAGCUGGAGUGAGGCCCUGCUGUUAGAAAGUCAGGGAAGAGUGGCUGAAAGAAUGGCUCUUUCUCCAGUAAAUGUGCCUUGGCAUGUAUGUAAUUUCUGUUAUCAGAACCUUUUAAAAAAUAUUUGAAGAUUGAUUUAAGAUGGUGACUCGUAGGGUGGGUUUUUCUUUUUUUCUUGUUCUCAACCUGGAAUCUCCACUGCUGUGCAACUGCCCUCAGCCUGCAGGUGUGAUGGUCAUACCUAAGGUGCCUUCAUUGAGGGCACAGAGAUGUGCAGAGACCUGAAGCUCCAGUAGAUUCUGUCCCCAGAUGCCCUGCCUAUCUGAAAGAUCCCCUUGUCUCUGGGCAACAAGAGCAUAUCCCAGACUGGUGCUAUUAUUUAUUAUUAUUGUUUAUAGUUGUAUUUGGGUUAGUUCUGUCUUAUUUAGACAAAAAGAGGGAGAUGUAGGGAUAAGCCCUCCCCUUGGGGCGGGCUGCCCUCCGGCGUAUGUUUACUGAUAAAUUGGGCGCGCAUCUGCGCGCCCCUUCCUGCCUACUCUGGGUACUCCUCUGGAACCUUGGUUUUGUGAGUCUGGUUUUGUCAUUAAACUUGUCCAAACACCUAUUAUCAUUGGUCCUCAUUAAUCCAACCGCCACAUUCAAUCACCCUCACUCUGAGAAACAUCAGUAUGUCUGUAAUGGAGACCUUUUUAUUUUCUUGAUUGGACCUCAAAAAACCUAGCACUGGCAGGACGGUAAACAGCAGCCUGGAUCUCUCACAGGCUCUGCCCCCUAAUGCACCCCCAUGACCAGCCUGUCUCUGAGGAAUGGCGGGAUGCCCACGGAGAGUAGUGUAUUUUAUGGUUUGGGCCAUCUCAAAAAACCUCCAUGGUGUGUGCUGCCACCACAUGCCAUGUUGCUGUACAUGGUGCGUGCUAUGGCUGCAGCUGUAUUUGUUCUGUCUUUCUCUACAGGCUGUGUGGAGGCCCAAAAAUGUGAGCCUGGUUCCACCUCGUCUGAUGGUUAUGGAGUUGUAGGUUUCUCAAAGUAGCUGACAAGCAUAUUAGCAUGUCCCACACAGCAUGUGAUUAUUUAAUUGUUUUGACUUUAAGAUAGGCCAUACAAGUAGGUCCAUUCAAUCCUGACAGGUGGUCAGUUUAUGCAAAUGUACUUCUGCUCCUUCUUUUAUAACUAUGAGGUCACCUGGGCAGUCGCUGUCUUCAGGAUUCAUGGUCUAAGGCUGCUUCACAGAUUAAACAACCAAAUGCUAAUGACUUGAUGUCUCAAACUGUUAAAGGAAUUAACUGUUUGAGUUGUCCUUUCUAUCAAGUAUACAAAGUUUUUUGUUACAUUCUCUCUCCACCUCCCUACACCCAUUUGUAUUGGGUAUAAAAACUUUGGGAAAAAAUAAAUGUGGGUUAUUUCAGUAUUCACUGAAAUACCCUCCUGGUAAUUUUCUAUGGCUCCUGUAUUAUUAUUUUCCAUGUGUCUUCAUAGUCUCAUAUUUCUAACCCCCAUACCCCGACCCUGGCAAGAGGUAUUUUUGUCGAGGCUGAACCAUGACAAAUCUGUGUUGACACACAUGGACAAUGCUGUUUCUGGAGACCAUAUGGGUGUUCUUGGUCUGUGCACUGCUAUGUUGAUAUUAGUAGUCUGUGCUGUCCCCCGAGGCCAUGUUAGUGUCUGUAGACUGAGAUGCUGCUGGGGGCCACGUGGAUACCAUGACUCCUGUUACCACCAGGGGCUCUGUGGGCUUCUGAGGUCUGUGCUACCACUGGAGGCCAUGCUGAUGUUCAU
Molecule: messenger RNA, 3023 nt
Organism: Alexandromys fortis (reed vole)
Lineage: Eukaryota; Metazoa; Chordata; Mammalia; Rodentia; Cricetidae
Product: C-type lectin domain family 2 member E-like
Exons: 4
Cellular component (GO): external side of plasma membrane
Molecular function (GO): natural killer cell lectin-like receptor binding
Source: RefSeq, a predicted model, not a curated record